UUGUAUGUUUCCCCUGCAAUUGUGAGGGAUUCUCUUCAGCUGUGACCUUCACCUUGCCAGUCAUGUUUAAUUCCAAGGAUCCCGAGAGAUUUGGCCUGGUCUCUGAUGUCAAACGUACCUACAGUAACCAUGGAAGCAGCCUAGCGGCGGUGGAGCAAGAUAUCACUGGUGGCAUCAAACAUUGCCAUGACAACAGCCACGCGCAGGAUGACCGCGAGAGAGAGAAGAAAGUUGCCAGAAAGCGGUUGCUUGUGGUGUCCAUCGUCUGCCUGAUUUUUAUGAUUGGCGAAAUCCUCGGGGGGUAUUUUGCAGGAAGCCUUGCAGUGAUGACCGAUGCAGCUCACCUGUUGGUGGACUUGUGCAGCUUCAUCAUCAGCCUCUUGUCCCUGUGGCUCUCCUCCAGACCGGCGACGCACAAACUCAGCUAUGGCUGGCACCGUGCAGAAAUCUUGGGUGCACUGUUGUCAGUGUUCACCAUCUGGCUUGUAACAGGAGUGUUGGUUUACUUGGCUGUGGAGCGCCUCAUCAGUGACCAUUACACAAUCGAGGGCACGGUCAUGCUCAUUACAUCCGGCUGUGCCGUUUUGGCCAAUAUUAUUAUGGCCCUCACCCUUCAUCAGUCCGGCCAUGGGCACAGUCACGGAGGACUCUCUUCACGUGACCACAGUCACAAGAACGGGAAAGAAGACUCCCAGAUUUCUAAUCAAACCCGUUCCACCAGUGAUCUUGACAACGUAGAGCACAACAGAAAUGAUCAGGGGGGGCGAGCGCAGCAGGCCAACGCCAGUGUGCAUGCAGCCUUUGUGCACGUGGUGGGGGAUCUUCUUCAGAGUCUCAGUGUGCUCGUCAGCGCCAUCAUCAUCUUCUUCAAGCCAGAAUACAAGAUGGCUGACCCCAUCUGCACAUUCCUCUUCUCCAUAUUAGUUUUGUGCAGCACCUUCACCAUCAUGAAAGAUAUUCUGAUUGUCUUGAUGGAAGGUACCCCAGCAGGGGUGAGCUAUAGCGAGGUCCGAGAUGGUCUGCUGGCAGUUAAAGGGGUCUCGGCGGUCCACAACCUUCACAUCUGGGCCCUCACUGUCAACCAGGCUUUGCUGUCUGCGCAUGUGGCCAUCGACGAGUCAGUGGAUGCUCAGACAGUUCUGCGAGAGAUGACUCAGGCCUGUUACUCAUCUUACAACGUCCACUCGGUCACCAUCCAAAUGGAGCGACAGGCUGACCUGAAACCUGGUUGCACCCUGUGUGAGGACCCAAAGAUGUAGUAAGCCUGAGUAAUAUUUGUUGGUUCUGCAAUACUCUAUGGUUUCUUGUUUUUUACCCCAAGUGUGGAACUUUUGAGCUUGUACCUGAACGAAAGACAACAGUUGAAUGUAUUUCCUAAUCUAAGAGAAUCUUUUUUAACUUCUAUUUUAAGUGUAUGAUGAUUGUACCUAUAAUCUCUGUACAGUACUAUGUCAAAGGCUGCUUUUAAUACUUUCACAAAACCACCUUUUCACCACUGUUGUACGUUACGUUAACAUGAAUUAUUAAAUAAAUCAAUGGACCGAGA
Molecule: messenger RNA, 1546 nt
Organism: Phyllopteryx taeniolatus (common seadragon)
Lineage: Eukaryota; Metazoa; Chordata; Actinopteri; Syngnathiformes; Syngnathidae
Gene: slc30a8
Product: solute carrier family 30 member 8
Exons: 9
Coding region: 63-1259 (398 amino acids)
Biological process (GO): insulin secretion; response to glucose; response to zinc ion
Cellular component (GO): plasma membrane
Molecular function (GO): zinc ion transmembrane transporter activity
Source: RefSeq, a predicted model, not a curated record